Messenger RNA from Triplophysa dalaica, 5681 nucleotides. RefSeq names its product v-maf avian musculoaponeurotic fibrosarcoma oncogene homolog Gb (gene mafgb). Gene Ontology annotation, cellular component: nucleus. The record is from RefSeq and is a predicted model, not a curated record. Gene Ontology annotation, biological process: regulation of epidermal cell differentiation; regulation of transcription by RNA polymerase II. The coding region runs from base 797 to 1312 and encodes 171 amino acids. NCBI's taxonomy places the organism in Eukaryota, Metazoa, Chordata, Actinopteri, Cypriniformes, Nemacheilidae. The transcript is spliced from 4 exons. Gene Ontology annotation, molecular function: RNA polymerase II cis-regulatory region sequence-specific DNA binding; DNA-binding transcription factor activity, RNA polymerase II-specific.
GUUUUAGGUCAGAUAGGGUUGCAGAUAUUGUAAAAAUUUGGUUAAUCCUGUCUACUGCUAAAUUUACACCUUCAUUCUCUCUCUCUCUCUCUCUCUCUCUCUCUUUCUCUCUGUCUCUCUCACACACACUGCCUCUCUCAAUCUCUCCGUCUGUCUCUCUCUUUCUCCCUCUCUCUGUGUUUCAGGAUGAGCAGGAUUAGUUCCAGAGUUGUGAGACGAAGACUGUUGUUGCUCUUGUGUUGUGUGUUCUCAGGUCCGCUGUUUAUUUCUAUGUAUGAUUGGAAGUCGAGGAGGCGCUGAAGAGGUCCAUAAUCCUCCUUUUAUUCCAAAGGUGUUCAGUGAAGGAAUGAGAGGUGUGUUCACACAGAUAUCAUCGCCAUACAUCUGCAGCUGUGGACAGGAAGACAAACUGACCGCUGUGAAUCAUCACACUGACUUCCUCCUGUGGACCACCACAAACACACAAAUCUACACAUGACAGACACACACAGCUCUUUACUCUACAGUUCCGUUAAAUGAUUGUUUACUUAUGUUAUACCAAUAUUGUGUGUUAAUGUGUCUUUAAGAGUCGCGCUGCCCGUUGCGUAGAUCCUUCAUGAAUGAAGCCACGUGACCAAACAUCAUAUGACGUCUGGGUCCAGCGCGAGAGGAGGAGGAUCAACACGGUCACAAAUUCGCCGACAACAGCAACAAACUCUCGCGGAAUUCUGUCCGGUUUUCCGGGGACCGUCAUCCGCUGCUCCAGACGCGUCGUGACGCCUCCGAUCUGCGUGGUUUGCCUGUGGUUCCUCGUGGCAUGACGACCACCAACAAAGGAAACAAAGCCUUGAAGGUGAAGAGGGAGCCGGGGGAAAAUGGGACGAGCCUCACGGACGACGAGCUGGUAUCCAUGUCCGUCCGCGAGCUCAACCAACACCUGCGCGGUCUGUCCAAAGAAGAGAUUCUGCAGCUGAAGCAGCGCAGGCGGACGCUGAAGAACCGGGGCUACGCCGCCAGCUGCCGGGUCAAACGCGUCACCCAGAAGGAGGAGCUAGAGAGGCAGAAGGCGGAGCUACAGCAGGAAGUGGAAAAGCUGGCCUCCGAGAACGCCAGCAUGAAGGUGGAGCUGGACGCGCUGCGAUCCAAAUACGAGGCUCUACAGAGCUUCGCCAGAACUGUGGCCCGAGGGCCCGUGGCCCCCAUGUCCAACGCGGCCGUACCCGUGUCUCCACGCGGCCCCCUGGCGUCCGUCAUCGGGCCGCUCAUUCCCGGAAAGCUGGGAGCCACGAGCGUCAUCACAAUAGUCAAGUCGAAGACUGAUGCCAGGUCUUAGUAUCGCAGACGGGCGAGAGGAUUGGUCAGUGCAUGAUGCUUUAGGUGAAGGACUUUUUGAUUCCUUCCGCCAGAACAUACUCUCUCUCUCGUGUGGUUUACGAACGGAGGAAAACGCACGUAGGACGCUUCAUUCACUUGGGCUUCCAAAACACAAUCUUCAAAUUAUCUCCAAAAAAAGAAAACGACGACGACUACAACGAACAUGCAGCCAACGUUCUCAUCGUUUUGUACAAGUAUCGGCUACUUUUGUAUUGGGUCCAAGAGUCUGUGUUUAUGUUCUUGUCGUUUUUCUAAGGUGCAUUUGAUGUAUCGACACGUUUCCGUCCUUUUGUUUACGGACCGCAGGCACAAAACACUUUAUGCUGGUCAGGCUUCUUCCAGAGGGAGAAAUCGAUGUUCGAGAGUAUGGUUUAAUAACGAGGGGAACGCCCUUUACCUGAGCUUCUUUAAUGCACUGACCAAUCAGCGAUGGGCAGGAGGAGAGGAGGCGGAGUCGUUCAUAUGGUAGCUAUCAGGAUCUGCCAGCAGUUCAUUUGCAGAAAAUCUUCUUAGAGACUUUUAUUGGCGAGGCAAUAACAUGUUUGUGUUGAACUACAGCUUGUGUUUGAUUUGUGGAACCUGUGAAUCUGUCUUCUGUUGUCAUUUGAGGAGUUGUUUACAUCGCGGGUUCCACAUGCGCGAUCUUCACAGCGAAAGGUUGUGAUAUCCCGUAAUAUCGUUUCUUCUUUCAUCGUAAAGGACAAAAGAAAAAUGGGAGAAAAAACGACGCCAUCAACAGCAGAUGUUUGCGUCUGUUGGGUGAUGUCCAUCCCACAAGCUUUACCAUGAAUUUGUUGCCGUGACAUCCUAGUAACGUAUUCUGAAAAUCUUUGUCUAUAUGGUGGAGUCUUGAAUUUUAUAAACGCAAAAAAAAACAGAAAAAAAACAGAGUAUCUUGCAGUAUUUAUAAAAUGUUUAAAAAAGAAAUCUAAAGUUGUUUGAUAGCUCUCUUUUUUGCAAUUGUACCAAAAGUGGCUUAACUAUUGAAGUCAAUAGCUUUUCUAGUGACUCUAGGCGCGUGAAACUGUGGACUAGCGCGUGUGGUGUGAUUUGUACCGGUGAGGUGGCGCUGUUGUUUAUCACGUGAAUGUGAUGCUUUUAUCCAGCGGACUCAAACGCAGACGAUGAGCUCGGUUUACCCAGAAUCCCCUUGGCGUGAGACCGCACAUACACACGCAUGACAUCUGCUUGACUUCUCAGGAAAGUGAAACUGCUGCAGGGCUUUCUGGGAAGGGCUCGUCCCUCGCGUUUGACCCGUGUCAUGUGAAGUGUGACAUUCUUUUCUUGUUUCUUUUUGAAUAUAUAUAUAAAAAUAUAUAUUUUGGUGUAGACUGUUUUUAUGCUACGGUUAUAUUUGUUGUUGUUUUACUUGGUUUUUGCUUUGAACGCCAGGGAAGCGAGUCGUGUCUCUUGUUUCUGCACUGAUUUAAACCGUGAGAACCGUCUCUCAUGUUCGACUGCUGUGAAAAUCACUUGAUUCUUCUUUAAACAAAUUGUUUGGUAUCGACGUGUUUUCGCCACAUCAGCACUAUUAUUACACAGAGUUUCAUGUGUGAACGACUCUGAAACGAUUCACUCAAAGAAUGAAUCGCUAGGUGAAUCAUUCAGUGAUAUGAAAGCAGUAUAGAUGUAAGAAACACAAUAGGAAAACAUUUGCACUGGAAUAAUGCAAAAAAUGACUUUCUUGCUUAGUCUUUUUUUCUAGUUUUCCAGUAAAAAUGCCUAUAAAUAAUGCCGAAGAUAAUAAGUCUUGUUUUAAGCACAAAUUUGCUGAAAUUUCAUAUUUGUUUACUAAAAACAAGCAAAAAAAUCUUCCAAUGCGGUAAGAAAAAAAUCUUAAAUUAAGGUUUACCUUUUUCUAAGUCACUCAAGUCAAGAUUAUAUUUCUUAGCCCAUUGGCAUAUUUUUUUUGCUUGUCUUAAGCACAAGUUCAUUGAAAUUUCAUUUUUUUUACUAAAAACAAGAUUUAUUUUCUUAGCUCAUUUUACUGAUGAAGAAAAUACAUCUUGAUUCCAGAAUGUUUAGACACAAUUUCCUGGAAAAGAAGAAGUCCAAGUAAGAGUGAAUAAUGAUGUCUUCAGCAGAGAUGAAUCAACCGGCACAAGAUCUUUAGUGUUUUAAUCUUGUGAACAGAUUAUUCUGGAUGUAAGUGGACGGCGGCUUCCUCUGACUGGCUCAUCUGUGAAACGGUUUUGUCAUGUUCUUUAGUCCGUCUCGGCGUCGCUUUCGUAACAAUGGUAACGUUCUCCUAUCAGCCGUGGCGUGUCCAGCAUUUAUAGUCGAUAUAUCGAAAGGAUUCGAAGAAAAAAUAUUCUAGCUUACUUGCAAACGAUGAUAAUGUGAUUUUUGUUGUAUGUCUGGUAGCAGUACUGGCCGAUAAAGACCCUCUUGAAUCUUCCACGUGUGGGGGGAGCGACUCCUCGUGUGAUCGUAAUGUUUGUCGUGGUGUUAAAAGUGAACCUAUGAAGUAUAUGCAAAUCAGCCGCUGGUAGAGAAAAGGUCCAUAGGAAUAGAGUUCUCUGUUGUCUGUGAAUAAUCGCUUCUGAGGAUGUGACCGACACUCACGCUUACAGUUCUGCAGAAAAGAAAUCAAUUCACCCCACAAGGCCUUCACACCCUGAACUUGGCAUCCAUCGUUUCAUUUCAAGGAGUCGUUGUGUUUUUUCCUUCUUUCUGAAACAGUGCCAUGUCCCAGGAGGCGAAGGAAAAUAGUUCUCGGUGGUAAAAUAAGACAAUCCUGAGUUUAGCCAACAGCCUCGGCUAAAGGUCUUAUUAAAACUUGAUGGUUCUACAUCCUGCUUACAUUUAAGACACCCUUUGUUUCCAGAAUGAGAAUUCUAUCAUCAUUUAUUCACUCUCACACCUGUACCUGUGUCAUUUUCAGAACACAAAAGAAGAUAUUUCGAAGAACAACAACAACCUUUUUAACUUCCAUUGUACAAACACAAAAACAUCAAGACAUUUCUCAAAAUAUUUUCUUUUUGUGUUGCACGGUAGAAAUACUUACAGAUUUACAACCACAUCAGAGAGAAUAAAUGAUUGAAAGAAUUUCGAUUUAAAGGGACAGUUCACCCACAAAUGACCAAUCUGUCAUCAUUUACUAUUUGAAUGUCUUUGUUCGGAUCAACACAAAGAAAGACAUUUGGAAGAAUGUCAAUAAUUUCAGUUCUGGGACAUCUUCCACUACCACAGUAGAAAAAAAAUGCUUUGUUUUUGUUCUGUUGAACACAUACUGAGAUAUUUUGAAGAAUUUAGGAUGCGGUUCUAUUGAUUACCAUUUACAUUUUUUUCUACUAUGAUAGUCCAUGAUGUCCCGGAACUGAAAAGAACUGACAUUCUUCCAAAUAUCUGUCUGUGUUCAUCAGAAAAAAAGGUUUGCCACGACUUGAGGGUGAUUAAAUGGUGACAGAAUUGUCCUUUUUGGGUGCACUAUCCCUUUGAAAUGCAUCCUGUGAUUGACAGAUAUGAUUGACAGGCCUCAGCGCUGCCAUCAAUCUCUUCAUAAGUAGAUCGAUUUAGAGCGAGCGGUCGAGCCGGACCUGCUGUCCACUAUCUUUGAAGCUCAGACGUCCUCUGGAUGGUGCCGUGUUUUCUCCUCUGAGCCUCAUGGGACACUCGUAUUAACAUCUUUUAUUUUAUCUCCACAUCACGGCUCACAGUGUGUUUUCUUGAGAUUUACUACUGAAGGGGUCAGUAAACGUCACGCGUCCUCUAUCGUUGUGCUGAUGACACUUGUUGGUGUUUAUCGCAACCUGAAGUGUGUGUUAUACGGUUGAAAUAAAUGAUUUGAUCUAUUCGACAUGUUUGGUCUGUAUGCUGCACUUGACAAAUGUAGAUUUCAGCUUCUUAAUGUUCUGUUCUUGUUGUUUAGAGUUGCCCUCCCCAUUUUCUUUGUUUUUAUACGUCACAGGAGUAUAUCGGUGACUCUAUAAGCUGUUUAUCACUGUACCGACAUCUGUACGGUCAGAAAUGUCAAGCUAUACGUUGCUGUGAGUUUAUUAUGAUGGAUUUUUUUGUCUGAAAAGAAAUAAUAAAAACAGUUCUGUUGUUUUUCUCGAUGGGGUGUAUUAAAUUAAGAUAUCCUAGUUCUUUGUAUGGGAAAUAUAGAUAGCGUGAAAGUCCAUUUAAUUGUAAGUAUUUAUCAACUAAGUUAUUGUACCUUUGCAAUUUGUAGAUAAGUAAUAUAAUGUAUUGGUAUAUACUGAUGAAGUUAACUGUAUCAGUCAGUCCGGGGCGUUCUUUAAUUUAUUGAUGUAUAUACUGUAUGUUUGUUGAUAUACAGCUUACUUUAUUUUGUAUAUGACUAAUAAAAUACAUUUUGAAAAACA